UCCAACAAAGAGAGGGCAGCACUCGCUCCCUGAGCUAUCUUCAUUGGACUGCGGGUUGUUAGUGUGUUUCUCCUGAUCAAUGUUUACUUCGUGUGUUUAGCACCCCAGUGGAGAGUUGGGUGGAGCAGUCUUUCGCUGUAUGAAUUCUCUGACAUAUCUGAGUUUGGUGGUGUCUCCAAGGAAUGUCAUUGUGCAGCACAAUGUCUUUUGAAAAUGAUGACACUGAAGAGACCGUAACUUGUCUCAAUAUCAACGUUUACCACCCCCAGGCAAAAGUAUUUAAGUCCCUGGACUACGCUGAGAAACAGAAGUACCGAGCUGAAGAAAUGAUAAAGUUUGGCCGCGAUUCAAAAAUAUGUAAUUUUCCUCUAAUAGACAAGCGUGCCUCUCGACUGCAGUUUGCCAUCCAAGCUUUCCGACACAGCGAAAGCUCAGAACUCUGUUUUGAAAUCAAAAAUACAAGCUUGAAGACUAAACUUUAUGUCAAUAAUGAAAUUCUGGAUCACCUCAAUAAAAUCGAAUUACCAAAGAAGUGUAUUUUGCGGUUUGGUGAAUACCAAUUCUGUCUGGAAAAAUACGACGGAGAAGCCAGGGAAUACUUUGAAACCUUCAUCAAACUUUCCCUCGUUCCAUUUUGUCAAGAGGCCAAUGUGGAGACCCUACCAAACCCUGGACCUGAAAUUGGCAUUUGGAAGAUUGUAAAUGCUCCAGCUCCUCAAUGCCAAUUUCAGACUGCAGUGGAGACUGAUGAAAAUGAAAUUAAAUAAAAUAGUGCCAUAAGAUUACUUGCUAAUCAGCACAAGUAGAGAAUUGUGCCAUCCUUUAUGCGCUAUUCAGGUUCUGUGAUUUAUGGGCAUAGCGAUUUAAUACAACCAAUAAAUUGAUUGUAGGAGUGAUGAUGAGACCUAAUGAAUUGAUUCAACUAUUGUCCAUUCUGAACUAGGUUGGUUACUUCCGUCAUCUGUAUCUGUUUCUGUGACAAAUCACUGUUGACAUUAUUUAUUCAGCACUGAAGCUCAUGUUUUCUGCUGGUGGAACUAUUGUAUUUUCCUUUUUAUCCAAUAUUCUGGAAUUGGGGUCAGGGCAAAGCAACAGCUCAAAAAUGUUUCUGUGUGAAUAAAUUGUUAGAGGUGGGUAAUUAGCCCAAAUUCUUGCUUGUUCCAUACCUAUCAUUUGAAUUUGCAGGUCAGUGAUUGAAGUUGCAAGGCCUCUGGAGUAGCGUAGAUUGGCCAGCUGCCACUUCUGGAUUUACUUGCUGCAGCAUGUGGAUACCACAUAGUUGCUCGACCUCGAUGAUUUGCAAUCAGGUAAUCGUUGAAAGCACCAUUGUUAUUGGCACCAUAAAAUCCAGGCCAUUAUCAAUGUAAGUGUACGACAUCAAAUAUUUAAGAAUGAUUUUAAGUUGAAACAUUCAGAAUUGUAAUGCUACAGGUAAAUUCACAAGUGCUAAGAUUGAUAUUUGUUAGUCAUAUUACUCUAUUAUUUUCUGAUUAUUGUAUUUUACUACCCUUUUAUAUUACAUGCAUGUUUUCAAAACUAGAAUUUUACAGCUCAUUAUGUCUAUGCAGCUUUUUGCUACAGGAGUCCAAAAAUAAUCCUGCAUCCUCCCCAGCUGUGUAUCUUCCUCUGUUUCUGAAGAAUAGGCAAAACCACCUAGCAGCAUCCACUGUAUGUUUCUUGUUUUACUGUAUACAUUUAACUUAUGAAAAUAACCCUCAAAAUGUAAAAUGUUAACUUUUUUUAAUCUUCUGGUCCAUGAAUAUCCUCUGGUGAAAUAGCUUUGCUUGUAAUUUUUAUAUCAGUUCAUUUGCAAAAACCAUCUCAAUUUGCAUUUUUAAGAAGUGUUUCUCAACAAAUGGGUGGAACUCCUGUGGAUUUGUGGUGUGGAGUGACAGCAUGCAAGUUAACAUUUUUCAUAGUUGAUACCACUCUUGAAUUAUGUGGAUGACACACAGUAUGGAAAACCCAUAAAUGUGCCAUGAGUAAUAAUAUUUUUUAAGAAAGAUCCAUUUCCCUCCCCAUCUUAAAGAUCAUUCCACUGCUAGUCACUAUUAUAAUAUUUUCUCUUCCAGUUGGUGUGGGCUGUAAGUUCUCCACAGUUGCUUACGAACUUCAAAAGAUUCACUCGCACAAUUCCACAAAAGAAGGUAUCCAAUUAGAUUCUGCUUCGUGUCACAGAUUCUGCUUGUGUGUACGUAUUCUGUGAGUUUGCAAAUGUCUGUAAAACUGUAAUUGAAAUAAAGCAUUUGCCACAUCCUGGUCAUUAAA
Messenger RNA from Carcharodon carcharias (great white shark), 2268 nucleotides. It is a transcript of the gene tifa, whose product is annotated as TRAF interacting protein with forkhead associated domain. The record is from RefSeq and is a predicted model, not a curated record. The coding region runs from base 183 to 767 and encodes 194 amino acids. The transcript has 2 exons. Gene Ontology annotation, biological process: canonical NF-kappaB signal transduction. Lineage: Eukaryota; Metazoa; Chordata; Chondrichthyes; Lamniformes; Lamnidae. Gene Ontology annotation, molecular function: protein binding.